GCGGCGGCCGAUCGAUCGAUCUCAGUCAGAAGAUGCGGCGGCCGUGGUGGCUGGUGCUGCUGCUGUGCGGGGCCGUGGCCGCGGGGCCCGAGCGGCCCAGGUCCUUCUACCAGCCCACCAAGAACCCGUCGCUCUUCAACAUCGGCGGCGUCCUCAGCGGCAACGACAGCGCCUCGCACUUUGACAAGAUCAUCGCCCACUUGAACUUCAACAACGAGUACGUGCAGCGCGGCAACACGUACAGGGCCGAGGCGAUCCAAAUGGACGCGAACCCGAUCCGGACGGCGCUGAACGUGUGCAAAAACCUGAUCUCGAAAAGGGUGUACGCCGUGAUCGUGUCGCACCCGCAGACGGGCGACCUUUCGCCGGCCGCCGUUUCCUACACCAGCGGUUUCUACCACAUCCCCGUCAUCGGCAUCUCGAGCCGCGACUCGGCCUUUUCCGACAAAAACAUCCACGUGUCGUUUCUGCGCACGGUGCCGCCGUACUCGCACCAGGCCGACGUGUGGGUCGAGCUGCUCAAGCACUUGUCCUACCUCAGGGUCAUUUUCAUCCACAGCUCGGACACGGACGGCCGCGCCCUCCUCGGCAGGUUCCAGACGGCCUCGCAGUCCUCCGAGGACGACGUCGAAGUUCGCGUCAAUGUUGAGUUAGUGAUUGAGUUUGAGCCAGGCUUGGACAGCUUUGCAGAGCAGCUGCACGAACUCAAGGGCGCCCAGGCCAGGGUCUACCUCCUCUACGCAGGGAAGGAGGACGCGGAGGUGAUUUUCAGAGAGGCCGCCGCGCUCAACAUGACGGAAACGGGCCAUGUGUGGAUUUUGACCGAACAGGCUUUGCAGGCGAAGAACGUGCCCGAGGGGGCGCUCGCCCUCAGCCUCAUCAACGCCACCCACGAGUUUGACCACAUCAAGGACAGCAUUUACGUUUUGGCGUCGGCGAUCAGAGAAAUGAACCGGACGGUGAACAUCACCGAGGCGCCGGCAAACUGCGACGACUCGGCCACAAUUUGGGAGACGGGCAAAACUUUGUUUGAGUACAUCAAGAAGCAGGUGUUGUUCAAGGGGGCGACCGGAAAGGUGGCGUUCGACGACAACGGCGACCGAAUGUUUGCCGAGUUCGAAAUCAUCAACGUGCAGGAGGAUCAGAGACUGGUCUCCGUCGGACGCUACUUUUUCCACCAGGAUUUGGACCGGAUGUCGUUGAGGUUGAGCGAAAAGAAGGUCAUGUGGCCUGGACGCCAACGGAAGAAGCCCGAGGGAUUCAUUCUUCCCACUCACCUCAAGGUGCUGACCAUUGAGGAAAAGCCAUUUGUCUACGUCCGAGAAUUGACUGGAGCAAGUUUGGACGCGCUCGAGUGUUUGCCAGACGAGGUUCGCUGCCCACUUUUCAACACCACGUCAGAACACGAGACGGAAAAGGUCUACUGCUGCAAAGGGUACUGCAUCGACCUUCUGAUGCAACUUUCCACGACCAUCAACUUCACGUUCAACCUGGCGCUGUCUCCAGACGGCCAGUUUGGCUCGCACAUCAUCAAAAACACCUCGGGUGGAGGGAAGAAGGAGUGGACGGGCCUGAUAGGGGAGCUGGUGUACGACCGCGCGGACAUGAUCGUGGCGCCGCUGACCAUCAACCCUGAGCGCGCCGAGUUCAUCGAGUUCAGCAAACCGUUCAAGUACCAGGGCAUCACGAUCCUGGAGAAGAAGCCGUCGCGCAGCUCGACCCUGGUGUCCUUCCUGCAGCCGUUCAGCAACACCCUGUGGAUCCUGGUGAUGGUGUCGGUGCACGUGGUGGCGCUGGUGCUGUACCUGCUGGACCGCUUCUCGCCGUUCGGCCGCUUCAAGCUGGCCAACUCGGACGGCACCGAGGAGGACGCGCUCAACCUCAGCAGCGCCAUCUGGUUCGCGUGGGGCGUCCUCCUCAACAGCGGCAUCGGCGAGGGCACCCCGCGCAGCUUCUCCGCCAGGGUGCUCGGCAUGGUCUGGGCCGGCUUCGCCAUGAUCAUCGUCGCCUCCUACACCGCCAACCUCGCCGCCUUCCUCGUGCUCGAGCGCCCCAAGACCAAACUCACCGGCAUCAACGACGCCAGGUUGAGAAACACAAUGGAGAACCUGACCUGCGCCACCGUCAAGGGCUCAGCUGUGGACAUGUACUUCCGCAGACAGGUCGAACUGUCCAACAUGUACCGCUCCAUGGAGGCAAACAACUAUGACACCGCCGAACAGGCCAUUCAAGAUGUCAAAAACAGGAAGCUGAUGGCUUUCAUCUGGGACAGUUCUCGUCUUGAGUUCGAAGCGGCUCAGGACUGCGAAUUGGUGACCGCGGGUGAACUUUUCGGACGCUCAGGAUACGGCAUCGGUUUGCAGAAAGGUUCUCCGUGGGCGGACGCCGUCACCCUGGCCAUCCUCGACUUCCACGAAAGCGGGUUCAUGGAGUCGUUGGACAGCAAGUGGAUUUUCCUGGGCAACACGCAGCACUGCGAGGGCGACGAGAAAACGCCCAACACCCUCGGCCUCAAGAACAUGGCCGGCGUGUUCAUCCUGGUGGGCGCAGGCAUCGUGGGCGGCGUCGCCCUCAUCGUCAUCGAGAUGGCCUACAAGAAGCACCAGAUCCGCAAGCAGAAGCGGAUGGAGCUGGCGCGCCACGCCGCCGACAAGUGGCGCGGCGUGAUCGAGAAGCGGAAGACGCUGCGAGCGACGGCCGAACGACGCAAGGGCGGUCCGAACGGCGUCGAGCGCUUGUCCGUCGAGGGCCUGCAGUACCUGGCCGCCGGCGGCUCCGGCUGGCCGUCGCCCCUCUCCUCGCCCCUGCGCCUCCGCGGCCACCGAAACAGCAGCACCGCCGACGACGACGUCACCAUCGACCCCGAGAGCUCCGUGCCCUACUGAGCCCCUAUACCCUUUGGCCUACAAAGUUUUUAAAUAUCACUGUUUUCUCUUUUGUGGUGUAAAAAAUGAAAUUUAAGGAAAUAAAUUAAAAUUUUAACCCUCAUUGACGUCCUUCGAGUAAGGUUGAUGGUAAAAGAAGUUUAAUCAAUAUAGCUGUUGAUGGAUGUAAAAAAAUUUAAAUUUAAAAUGGAAUGAAAUAUAUUAAACUAAAGACCUUUUAAGGCAGAUUCUAUGUUCUGGAAAAUAAUACAAUAUAAAUUUUUUUUGUGCAAAUUGUAGAUUUGGAAGAAAUAAAACCUAUGUAUUCAUGUUGAA
Messenger RNA from Neocloeon triangulifer, 3200 nucleotides. It is a transcript of the gene Nmdar1, whose product is annotated as glutamate [NMDA] receptor subunit 1. Bases 33 to 2885 code for a protein of 950 amino acids. Gene Ontology annotation, biological process: ionotropic glutamate receptor signaling pathway; regulation of membrane potential; monoatomic ion transport. Lineage: Eukaryota; Metazoa; Arthropoda; Insecta; Ephemeroptera; Baetidae. The record is from RefSeq and is a predicted model, not a curated record. The transcript is spliced from 15 exons. Gene Ontology annotation, cellular component: plasma membrane; neuron projection; NMDA selective glutamate receptor complex. Gene Ontology annotation, molecular function: NMDA glutamate receptor activity.